Molecule: messenger RNA, 2469 nt
Organism: Carica papaya (papaya)
Lineage: Eukaryota; Viridiplantae; Streptophyta; Magnoliopsida; Brassicales; Caricaceae
Source: RefSeq, a predicted model, not a curated record
AUGUUUUCAGGUAAUUGGAGACGUGCCUAUGUAUCUCUUAGGCAUCUUGUUGAUCAUCUUACUUCAAGGGAUGCUUCUAAGAAGAGAGAUUUUGUUGCAAAGUCUAGUAAUGUAUUUCCGCAGAUUAUUUUGUCAAAUUAUUUAGAGGGGCAUCUCUCUAAUAAGUCAAAUGUCAAGGGAUUUCACUGGAGUGGAGCCACUGAUUUAAAGACAUCAUUGCAGUUUCAGGGAGGCUUUGUCCAGGUUAACAACAAUGUUGAGUCUCAUGCUUCCAGUAUGCUUAUUUCAACUUUAACAACAUCUGAACUUAGUGGCUUUGUUGAGCCCCUUGAAGAGUUGUAUGAGUUAGCAGGAUUAACCGGCAUCCAGAAGACACAGAUCCUAGCAAUCAUAGAUCUUCUUAACGAAGUUAGUAAUUCUCAGUCUGCUUCUGCCUAUGCAAAUCUUGAUGAACCUGGGCGAAGGUUUUGGGUUGCAUUGAGGUUUCAGCAGCUAUAUUUUUUUCGAAGUUUUGGUAGAUUAGCAUCUGGAGAAGAGUUAGUUAUUGACUCAAGUCUUAUGGGAUGUGCCUUCCACUCAGACUCUCAGGAAACCUUAUUUUUGUCCUGUCUACCAAAUGAACCAUCAUGGAAAGAAAUGCGAGCUUUGGGAAUUGGAUUUUGGUUCACUAAUGUGACACAGUUGCGUUCAAGGAUGGAGAAACUAGCUAGGUUGCAAUAUUUGAAGAAGAAAGAUGCAAAAGAUUGUGCACUCCUCUAUAUAGCAUUAAAUAGACUUCAAGUUUUGGCUGGUCUUUUUAAGAUCAGCAAGGAUGAGAAGGAUAAGGCCUUGGUGGGAUUUCUUUCACGCAAUUUCCAGGAGGAGAAAAAUAAAGCAGCUGCUCUGAAAAAUGCUUAUGUCCUAAUGGGCAGGCAUCAACUGGAGAUGGCUAUUGCUUUCUUUCUGCUUGGCGGUGACGCUUCUUCUGCAGUAUCUGUUUGUGCAAAGAAUCUUGGGGAUGAGCAGCUUGCGCUAGUAAUAUGUCGACUCAUUGAAGGAAGAGGUGGAUCAUUAGAGAGUAAUUUAAUUACAAGGUUUAUACUCCCGUCUGCAAUUGAGAGAGGCGACUAUUGGCUUGCGAGCCUUCUUGAGUGGGAACUGGGAAAUUACUCUGAGUCGUUCUUUACCAUGAUUGGUUUGCACGGUAGUCAUAAAAUGGAGAUGCCCACUCUUUCUUCUAGUCAUGCUGGGUUUAUGGACCCUAGCAUUGGUCUAUAUUGCCUCACGCUGGCAAACAAAAAUAGCAUGAAAAAUGCUAUAGGGGAGGGAAAUGCUGCAACUUUGGGCAGGUGGGCGACCUUGAUGAGAGCUAUUGCCUUGAACAGAUGCGGGCUUCCUAAGACAAUAGACUAAUGAUACAUAUGCUGCACCAACUUCUUCGUCGUCUGAUCCUUCCACCAAUAAUCUUGAUCUUCCCAUCAGUUUUCGUAAAGGUACACGUCAGUGCAUCCUUCCUCAUUCUACUUAUCCUAUUGCUAACUUCACUUCAUAUGAUCAUUUGUCUCAUUCGUCUAGUUCUUUAAUUGCUUCUAUAGAUUCCACUUCCAUAUGCAAAACAGUUAAGGAUGCUCUGAAUCACCCUGGUUGGCAUAAUGUCUUGUUUGAGUAGAUAAAUGCUCUUGAUGAUAAUCAUACCUAAGAUCUGAUAAAUUUGCCCAAAGGAAAAAAGGUAGUGGAGUGCAAAUGGGUAUUUACGGUUAAAGUGAAUGCAGAUGACUCUAUGACGAGACUUAAAGCUCGAUUGGUAGCAAAAGGUUAUGCUCAAACUUAUGGGGUAGACUAUUUUGAUACAUUUUCUCCAAUGGCAAAACUAACAUCUGUUCGUAUAUUCAUAUCUAUUGUAGCUUACAAAGACUGGCCCUUGCAAUAAGUAGACAUUAAAAAUGCAUUUCUUCAUGGUGAUCUCUUAGAAGAAGUGUAUAUGAAGUAACCACCUGGAUUUGUUAUUCAGGGAGAGUAUAGGAAAAUUUGUUAUUUGAAAAAAUUCUUAUAUGUUCUAAAGCAGAGUCCCCGUGCGUGGUUUGACAAGUUUAGUGAGAUAAUAUGUGAAUUCAGAUUGAGAAAGAGCAAGUGUGAUCAUUCAGUCUUUUAUAAACAAUCAACAACUGGUAUUAUACUUUUUUUUGUUUAUGUUGAUAAUAUUAUAAUUAUAGAAAAUGACCAUAUAGGAAUAUUCUCUCUCAAAUCAUUUCUGCAUACCAAAUUCAAUACUGAAGACUUGGCACAAUUAAAUUAUUUCUUGGGAGUUGAAGUAACAAAAAUAAGGAAGAGAUUUUGUUAUCUCAGAAUAAGUAUGUACUUGAUCUACUUGCAGAAACAAGAAAGCUGGGAGCUAAGCCAUGCAAUAAGCCUAUGGUACCAAAUGUACAUCUUACAAAAGAUGAUGGUGAUCUCCUUGAUGAUCCAGAAAAAUACAGGUGACUUAUUGGG